AUGACUGCCGUGCACAAGAGCAUGAACGGAUACGGAGGGCUGCCAGGAUGGAAAUGGGUGUUCCUUAUCGACGGUAUCAUUACCCUGCCAGUUGCCGCUGCAGGCUUCGUCUGUUUCCCAGACAUUCCCGAACAGACAAAGGCACACCUGUUCAGUCUCAAAGAAGACGACAUCAAGCUGGCCAUCAAGCGCCUGCCGCCCAAGAGGGAGGAUGCGCAUAACGUCUCGCCCUUAUCGCUGGCCAAGCGUAUUCUCGGCAAACCAUACUUUUACGUCCUCGGAGUAUUUUCGAUUGUUACUGGCGCGCUCGAGGCCUUUUGUGUGCAAUCGCUUUUCCUUCUUUGGAUGAAGUUCCACAGCGACCGCUACACAAGCUCCCAGAUCACAACGUACCCGCUGGGCGUACAGGCGGUCGCCAUUGUGUCCAACAUCGGUGCCGCCAUCUACAUGGAUUCAACGGGUCACCGGCUGCCCAUCGGGUUCUUGGCGUGCGGGCUGCAGUUGAUCUCUGCGGUGCUUAUCCUCAUCCCCACGAUUCCGGACGGGGCAACCUUUUUCGCGUACUACCUUGCGGGCACGAGCUAUAUGGUCAACCCGUUGUUGUUCGGCUGGGCCAACAUUAUUCUGAAGAGAAGCGGCGACGAGGCGGCCCGAAGCGUGUUGCUGUACUGGCUGAACGCCAUCCAGAGCACUUUGUACACUUUCUGGGGCAUUGCGCUGUACCCUGCGAACGAGGCGCCGUACUGGCGGAAGGGCGGAAUCACCAUGUGUGUGGUUGUCGUUUUGAUGGCCGGCCUGAUGUGGGCGAUGAAGUGGCUGGACAGGAAGUCGCUUGCCGAGCAGCUUGUCGAGGAUGGGGAUAGCGCCGCGGAAGUGAGCAAAGCCUCGGAUGCCGGGAGUCAGAAAUGA
Messenger RNA from Colletotrichum chrysophilum, 909 nucleotides. RefSeq lists its product as uncharacterized. Gene Ontology annotation, cellular component: plasma membrane. The record is from RefSeq and is a predicted model, not a curated record. Lineage: Eukaryota; Fungi; Ascomycota; Sordariomycetes; Glomerellales; Glomerellaceae. The coding region runs from base 1 to 909 and encodes 302 amino acids. Gene Ontology annotation, biological process: pantothenate import across plasma membrane. The transcript is spliced from 3 exons. Gene Ontology annotation, molecular function: pantothenate transmembrane transporter activity.